Pseudopipra pipra is the source of this 1150-nucleotide messenger RNA. RefSeq names its product histone H1.11L-like. NCBI's taxonomy places the organism in Eukaryota, Metazoa, Chordata, Aves, Passeriformes, Pipridae. Gene Ontology annotation, molecular function: structural constituent of chromatin; nucleosomal DNA binding; double-stranded DNA binding. The coding region runs from base 16 to 657 and encodes 213 amino acids. Gene Ontology annotation, biological process: negative regulation of DNA recombination; nucleosome assembly; chromosome condensation. The record is from RefSeq and is a predicted model, not a curated record. The transcript has a single exon. Gene Ontology annotation, cellular component: nucleus; nucleosome.
CUGUCUGUCGGUGCCAUGUCCGAGACCGCCCCCGCCUCCGCCGCCCCGGGCCCCGCCGCCAAGAAGCCGAAAAAAGCGGCGGCCGGCUCCAAAGCCCGCAAGCCCGCGGGGCCCAGCGUCACCGAGCUCAUCACCAAGGCCGUGUCCGCCUCCAAGGAGCGCAAGGGGCUCUCCCUCGCCGCGCUCAAGAAGGCGCUGGCUGCCGGCGGCUACGAUGUGGAGAAGAACAACAGCCGCAUCAAGCUGGGGCUCAAGAGCCUCGUCAGCAAAGGCACCCUGGUGCAGACCAAGGGCACCGGCGCCUCCGGCUCUUUCCGCCUCAGCGAAAAGCCUGGAGAAGUGAAGGAAAAGGCUCCCAAGAAGAAAACAACCGCAGCCAAGCCCAAGAAGCCGGCGGCUAAGAAGCCCGUCGGCGCCGCCAAGAAGCCCAAGAAGGUGAUGACAGUGAAAAAGAGCCCCAAGAAAGCCAAGAAGCCGGCGGCCAGCGCGGCCAAGAAAGCAGCCAAGAGCCCCAAAAAGGCGACGAAGGCUGCCAAGCCCAAAAACGUGGCGGCAGCAGUGAAGAGCCCUGCCAAAGCAAAGGCGGUGAAGGCAAAGGCAGCAAAGCCGGAGGCGGCGAAACCGAAAGCAGCGAAGAAAGCAGCCCCCAAGAAGUAAGUCCCCUGUGGAAGAAAAGUUCUUUCUCCACACUUUAACCCAACGGCUCUUUUCAGAGCCACCCACGCUUUCUUAGAAGGGCUGAAAUGCUCUUUUGUGGAAGGGGCAGCAGGGAGAUGUUUCGGGGAAUGGUGCUGUGCUGGCGCAAGUGCCAUUUAAUUUCGGUAACGGCCAGACGGAGCAGCAAGAUUCAGAGUCGCUCAAAUUUCCCCUGCAUAGAAGGGGGAGGGAAGCACCGCGCUGGUGGCUUUAUACCGAUACGGCAUACGGAUUGGGUACGGCCUCGGGAAGGGUGAUCUGCUUCCUAAGAGCGCUAACAGCCCCGCCCCGGAGCCGGAAUGGUUUGAGCACGGGGCUGCGGCUCGUACUAACUGGAGGUGUGUGAUUAUAUCAGACAAUUUUAAAAUGCACCGCGGGCUUUUGAGACUUCAGUGAAAUUCAGGCUCUUUUUUUGACUUUGUAGGUGGCUCUGAAAAGAGCCUUUGGGUUUCUG